AUGGCGUCGUCCUUUCGCCAGGCUGCCCGACUGCUCAGUCAGUCCAAGGCACGCCCUCAACUUCACACUACCUCGUUUUCUUUUGUUGCAAAAACACCUAGGGUAUCCCAACGUGGUAUCACCAAAUCCGCAUUCAGCCCUACAUCAGCUGGGGCUACUGCUACAACUGCUACAUAUAUCCCCUGGGCUGCUGCAGGCCUUGUUGCCACGUCCCUGGGAGCAUACUGGUACAAGAUGACUGCAGAGGAGCCCAUACGAAUGGACCCUGCCUCGCUCGCAGAGCGUGAUGCUCAGACGAUGCGCGAAUCCGGGGUGACGGAGCAGUCCCCGAUGCGGCUCCGGAUGGAGGAGUUCAUCAAGGAGCAGCAACGUCUGAUUGUCCAGGCCCUCGAGGAGGUCGACGGCAAAAAGUUCCGCAUCGACGAGUGGCAACGCAAGGAGGGUGGCGGCGGCAUCACGUGCGUUCUUCAAGACGGCAACGUCUUUGAGAAGGCCGGCGUCGGCGUCUCGGUCGUGUACGGUUCGCUCCCCAAGGCUGCCAUUGAAAAGAUGCGUGUCAACCACCGCAACAUCGCUGGUGGAUCCGACACCAUCCCGGAGAAACUCGACUUCUUUGCUGCCGGUCUGAGUCUCGUCGUGCACCCGAGCAACCCCAUGGCCCCGACGGUGCACUGCAACUACCGUUACUUUGAGACGGCCUUCCCCGACGGGACCUCUGGGGCAUGGUGGUUCGGCGGCGGCGCGGACCUGACGCCGUCGUACCUUUUCGACGAGGACGCCAUCCACUUCCACCGCACGCUGAAGGACGUGUGCGACAAGCACGACAAGGAAUACUUUCCCCGGUUCAAGAAGUGGUGCGACGAGUACUUUUUCAACAAGCACCGGGGCGAGUCGCGUGGCAUCGGCGGCAUCUUCUUUGACGACCUGGACGAGUCCGUGUCGGACAGGGACAACACGUUUGCCUUCGUCCAGGACGGCCUCCGAGCCUUCCUGCCCAGCUACGUGCCCAUAAUCAACCGGCGCAAGGACAUGCCCUUCACGCCCGAGGAAAAGGAGUGGCAGCAGUUGAGGCGUGGCAAGUACGUCGAAUUCAACCUGGUCCACGAUCGCGGCACCGCCUUUGGACUCAACAGCCCCGGCGCCAGGGUCGAGAGUAUCCUCAUGAGUCUGCCGAGGACUGCGAGCUGGCAGUACAUGCACGAACCGGCUCCCAAGAGCCGCGAGGCUAGGUUGACGGAGAUUUUGAGGACUCCUAAGGAGUGGGUGUAG
Pyricularia pennisetigena is the source of this 1269-nucleotide messenger RNA. RefSeq lists its product as uncharacterized. Gene Ontology annotation, cellular component: cytoplasm; mitochondrial intermembrane space. Bases 1 to 1269 code for a protein of 422 amino acids. Gene Ontology annotation, molecular function: coproporphyrinogen oxidase activity. The transcript has 2 exons. NCBI's taxonomy places the organism in Eukaryota, Fungi, Ascomycota, Sordariomycetes, Magnaporthales, Pyriculariaceae. The record is from RefSeq and is a predicted model, not a curated record.